This is a messenger RNA of Caenorhabditis briggsae, 243 nucleotides long. Lineage: Eukaryota; Metazoa; Nematoda; Chromadorea; Rhabditida; Rhabditidae. The record is from RefSeq and is a predicted model, not a curated record. The coding region runs from base 1 to 243 and encodes 80 amino acids. Gene Ontology annotation, molecular function: RNA binding. The transcript has 2 exons.
AUGCACCUCCCACAAUGGCCAAAACCCAAACAAGCCGGAUGGAUUAUCAUUGUCGGCCGUGAAUUCAACGAUCAAAUUCUGAAUACCACUACCGUCGUCGGGUCGCAUUCGACACGUUCAACGGCUAAAUUGGAUAUCAGAAUUCCAGCGGCAAAAGGAAAACAUUCGCUUUCCGUUUACAUUCUCAGCGAUUGCUAUCUGGGAAUCGACCAAGAGUACACACUUCGACUGGAUGUUUCUUAA